AUGAAUCGUGGACAGUUUUUAGUAAACAUGGUUGAAGAAAGGGACAAAGAAAACAUCAGCCCUGGCUUACUAACCCAACCAGAUACUAGACAGGAGUGUGAACCAAUAAUACAAAAGGAGACGGUAGUAGUGAACAGGUCACAGCUAGAAGAUGACCGCGAGAUGUCAUUAAGUGAUGAAGAUUCAUCUAACGAAACUCAUGCAGCCUUAUCCGUGGAUGAUAAAUCUAUUCCGAGCACAUCUAUACAACAGCAGACUAGUACACCAAAUUAUUAUAUUUCACCGAUCCAAAGUGACCAAAGUGACUUUGAUGACUCAGGUGAGGAUCCCAAUUUCCAAUUGAUUAAUAAAAGUAAGACACUAUCUAAGAUCGUUCCUUUUGGUUCAUUGCUGUCUUCGUCCAGCACCAGUAGUAGUAACUCUAAGAGCUCAUCACGUUCUAAUAGCUCGUCAGACACCGGAGAUGAUAGUGCGCAUUAA
Molecule: messenger RNA, 480 nt
Organism: Parnassius apollo (apollo)
Lineage: Eukaryota; Metazoa; Arthropoda; Insecta; Lepidoptera; Papilionidae
Source: the annotation of a GenBank genome assembly